This is a messenger RNA of Vespa crabro (European hornet), 2409 nucleotides long. It is a transcript of the gene Hmgcl, whose product is annotated as hydroxymethylglutaryl-CoA lyase, mitochondrial. NCBI's taxonomy places the organism in Eukaryota, Metazoa, Arthropoda, Insecta, Hymenoptera, Vespidae. Bases 1271 to 2272 code for a protein of 333 amino acids. The record is from RefSeq and is a predicted model, not a curated record. The transcript has 2 exons. Gene Ontology annotation, biological process: ketone body biosynthetic process; L-leucine catabolic process. Gene Ontology annotation, molecular function: hydroxymethylglutaryl-CoA lyase activity.
CAUAUAUAUAUAUAUAUAUAUAUAUAUAAUUUUUUUUUAAAAACCACUUAAAUUUAAACAACAGUACAUUCGCUGAAACAUUACAAAAAUUGUAACGCGUAAGAAAUUAGAAAUUAUCUUAAUUUAAAAUUUUAUUAAAUUAUAAUUUUUCUCAUUGUUCUAAUAAAAAAUGAACAAGAGGAUAUUUGUGAUGGAUAGUCUUUGGAUUGAAUGAAGCAAAAUUGUACAUGAUUUUCUUAUAAUUAAAAUAUUCGUUUGUAAAAAGGAACAUCGAAGGGUUUGCUUUAUAUUUUUAAGUAACUAUUAAUUAAAUAUUUGAAUUGAUAAAAGAAAAGUCUCGAUAGAGUUAUUGCUUUUGAAAGAGAAAAGUCGAGUAGAGUAUUUGCUAAAAAACAAAGAGACUUGUAGAGUUAUAUUCCACAGUUCUAUAUAAUAAGUUAAUGAAUUUUUAAGUCAGAAUUUUCAGCAAUUAAUGUAUUAAUUCUAAUUUCUCCUACGCUGCGAAAAGGUAUCUUUUGAAAAAAUAAUAAUCAGUUUCUAUCAAAAAAAAUAAGGUUUAUACUUUUUAGAUGCAUUAGGAUUAUAUUAGAGUUUUUUUCCAUAUCUUAAGAAUUUAGAAUUAAAUUUUGUUGUUAUAGUUUUUGAAUGAUAAUCGUUUAGGUUAGGGUACAAAGCAAAGAAAAGGCUAUAUACCGAAAAGGUCCCCACAAACUGGAACUCAAGAGGACAUCUAUUAAGUUAUUUUCGAAAAUUCGACAGAACCUUUCAAGAAUGGCUUUUAGUCAUAUUUUAAUUUUACCAUGUUGUCACUCAAAAUAUUCUUAUGGUGAUGGAUGUAAAAGUAUAGAUUUGAAAAAUUGAAACGACGUAACAUUUCAUGGAAAUGAACUUGUUUUAAUUUUUAUUUAAAUAAGAUAUAAUAUAUAAUUUUAUUUAAUAAUUAUGUUACAAUCACAAAGAAAAAUAUAAGUAUAAAAGUCUGAGAAAUGGGUGUUCAAAAAAUCUAUUAAUACUGUUAUUUUAAUCCGUACUAACCUAUACCAUCCUAAUUGUUAGGUUAUGUGUGAAAGUCUUAUCAGAUUCUCAGAUCAUUUACAUAAUGUUGUAAACACGUUAUCUUCGUUUAAAAGAUUAUAUUUAUAUAUGUUAAAUUUUACAAGUAUAUGUGAAACUUUUUUCUAUUAAAAAUAUAUGUUCUAUUUAGACACAAAACUCUGUUUAUCUAUAUUUCAAUAUAUUAUAUUUUUAAACUCUCAAUAUCUUUUGUAAAAUGAUCAAGUUAAAUUUACGAAUUUCUACAGAAUAUUUAAAGAAAUUAAAAAUUCAUUAUAAAGAUAAUAUUAGAGUCAAUAAUAUCAGGCAAUACACAGAUUUUGUGAAAGUGGUUGAAGUAGGACCAAGAGAUGGAUUACAAAAUGAGCCCAAAAUUGUACCUACUAAUACCAAAAUUCAAUUAAUAAAUAAACUAUCUGAAACAGGUUUGCAAAGUAUUGAAACCACGAGUUUUGUAUCACCAAAGUGGAUUCCACAAAUGGCAGAUAAUAUUAUUCUUUUCACACAAAUAAAAAGAAAGGCAGGUAUAUCAUAUCCAGUGCUGGUGCCAAAUUUGAAAGGACUAGACAGUGCAUUAAAAGUAGGUGUUAAGGAAAUUGCAAUUUUUGGAGCUGCAUCAGAGACAUUUUCAAAAAAAAACAUAAAUUGUUCUAUAAAUGAAAGUAUAAAAAAUUUUACAGCUGUUAUAAAACGAGCAAAUGAACAGAAUAUAAAGGUGAGAGGUUAUAUUUCUUGCAUUGCUGGAUGUCCUUAUGAAGGAGAGAUUAAGCCAAAAGUUGUAGUUGACUUGGCUUUAUUAAUGUUGAAUCUUGGAUGUUAUGAAAUAUCCCUAGGGGAUACAAUUGGUGUAGGAUCGCCUAAAAAAAUUAAGAGACUUCUGAAAGAAUUACAGCAAGUAUCGUCAUACGAUAUGUCUAAAUUUGCUUUACAUUGUCAUGAUACUUAUGGUCAAGCAUUAGCAAAUAUAUAUGCGGGUCUUGAACAUGGCAUUAGAGUAUUUGAUUCUUCCGUUGCUGGACUUGGAGGAUGCCCAUAUGCAGCUGGUGCCUCAGGUAAUGUUGCGACUGAGGAUUUACUGUACCUUCUACAUGGACAAGGCUUAGAAACUGGAGUAAAUUUCAAUGAAAUAGUAGAAAUAGGUAAUUAUAUUAGUAAGGAACUAGAUAGGAAGAAUCAAUCUAAAGCUGGACUUGCUAUCCUUGCCCAAAGAAAUCAUUAAUCUUUAUAGACAUUUAUGUAUAAAUAUUAUGUUCAUACUAAUUUUAUGAGAAUCUGAUUAUAUAUACAUUGUAAAAAUAAUGUUAUAUUUGUUUGUAAAUUUACAUUUUUAUAAAUAUUACAUUAUUGUAAAUAAAA